CUAGGCACACCCCUUUAACCCACUAUUGUCUAGCCGAGCCUGGCAGGCGGUGUAUGGUUGGUUGGUUUGUGGUUGUGUUGGAAGUCUCGCUCGCUUGUCAAUAUCACGCAAAACGAAUGCAUUAAUGCUAAGAGAUGGGAAUCUUGCAGUCAUGCUUCCACGACGAACUGCUGUAGCGCUGCUCGCCCUGUGUGGAUUAAUAGCGGUCGGCGAUGCUCUUAAGUGUAAUUGCACGGCUUGUGAGAACACCGGUUAUGUGUGCGAGACUGAUGGGGCCUGCAUGACCUCUACAUACUACAUCAAUGGUCAGGAGGAGCAGCAAGUACGGAUCUGCAUCCCCAGUGUCAACCUGGUUCCACCUGGACAGCCCAUCUACUGCCUGAGUGCCGAAGGCCUGCUCAACACGCACUGCUGCUACACAGACUUCUGCAACAGCAUCAACCUCCAGAUUCCCAGCGGUAGGAGUACAGGGAUUCCUGUAGGUAAAGAGGGCAGUUGGGGUCCAGUAGAGCUGGUGGCAGUGAUAGCAGGCCCGGUCUUCCUCUUUUGCUUGUUGCUUAUCGUGGGAUUGCUCGUUUUCCAGUACCACCAACGGAACUAUAACCACCGGCAGCGACUCGAAGUUGAGGAUCCGUCCUGUGAUCAUCUGUACUUGGCCAAAGACAAGACCUUACAGGAUCUCAUCUUUGAUCUGUCCACCUCUGGUUCAGGAUCUGGUCUGCCCUUGUUUGUUCAGAGGACAGUGGCCAGGACAAUUGUAUUGCAGGAGAUCAUAGGUAAAGGUCGCUUUGGGGAAGUAUGGAGGGGGAGAUGGAGAGGAGGGGAUGUGGCUGUGAAGAUCUUCUCAUCCAGAGAGGAGCGCUCCUGGUUCCGUGAGGCUGAGAUUUACCAGACCAUCAUGCUCCGUCAUGAGAACAUCUUGGGAUUCAUUGCUGCUGAUAAUAAAGACAAUGGCACAUGGACACAGCUGUGGCUGGUGUCAGACUACCAUGAACAUGGCUCAUUAUUUGACUAUCUCAACCACUACUCCGUCACAAUCGAGGGGAUGAUUAAGUUAUCACUUUCAGCAGCCAGCGGCCUGGCACAUCUGCACAUGGAGAUCCUGGGAACGCAAGGGAAACCAGGCAUUGCACAUCGUGACCUGAAAUCUAAAAACAUCCUGGUGAAAAAGAACGGUACUUGUGCCAUAGCAGAUCUGGGGCUCGCUGUACGGCACGAGUCCAUCACUGAUACUAUAGACAUCGCCCCCAAUCAGAGGGUUGGCACUAAGAGAUAUAUGGCCCCAGAAGUACUAGAUGAAACGAUCAACAUGAAGCAUUUUGAUUCUUUUAAGUGUGCUGAUAUCUACGCUUUGGGACUGGUAUACUGGGAGAUUGCACGACGGUGUAAUGCUGGAGGCAUCCAUGAAGAUUACCAGCUUCCCUACUAUGAUUUGGUGCCCUCGGAUCCCUCCAUAGAAGAGAUGAGGAAGGUGGUUUGUGACCAGAGACUACGGCCCAAUGUGCCCAACUGGUGGCAGAGCUACGAGGCGCUGAGAGUGAUGGGGAAGAUCAUGCGGGAGUGUUGGUAUGCCAACGGAGCGGCGCGGCUUACGGCUCUGCGGAUUAAGAAGACUCUCUCGCAACUCAGCGUCCAAGAAGACAUUAAGAUCUGAAACACGUGGGACGCUGCAGAUCCCCGCAGAGACGCACAAGCGAAUAAAGACUUAAGCCAAAAGCAGCCUGCCAGUUUUAGCCCUGUUUUGAACCUUCUAAAGUUGUGACGAGGCCUACCUCACCAUCUUAGACGAAACUACUGAGUGUGAGUCCAUCCCAGCCCUUUUCCAUUUCUCCAACAUCAACGUUCCCAAUCAUGGAUGAGCCUCCAAUCGCUGAUAUCAGCACAACCUCCCUCCAUGGACCUAUUGUUGUUGAAUUGUUUUUGUUUUUUGGCAGGAAUGACAAUUGAACUGUGACAGGCAUUUUGAUUUUAUCAUUUUUAUUUCACCACUUUUGUCCAAAAUGGACAUUUUAAAAGAAUGUUUUAGAUUUAAUUUUUUGUUCAUCUUCGUUCACUAAUACACCAUAUGUCAUAUUCCAGCAUCAAUCUACGAUUAUAUAUAGUGCUCUACUGCUGUUGUGAGAAUGUGAAAAAACGUGGAUAACACUGUCUCCUGUUAUGACUAGCAAUUCAUGUACAAAAAUAAGUGUAGCAAAGCGGACAGACCAUGACUGUGUGACGAAGUGGCACUGCAGUUCUUUGUUCCUGUGGAAGAAAUGAAGAACUGCAGAUCAUUUACUCCGGUAAAAAUCAGCCUGCUUAUUUAUCUUUCUUCAGGCUGUUUGUUAAAAUCCAUCAGUGUGGUUUUGGGUUCGAAUGCUUUUAAAUGUUCACAGGGAGUGCGUGCGUGUGUGUGCAUGUGUUUGUUUUAUUUAACUGUUUUCAGGUUCUUAAAAUCAGUGUUGUGAUAGCUGAAUGCAUUGUAGGACGAUUGCUCAUGUUUAGUUCUGUUAUCUGACAGCAUUCUGAGAAAAUGAGCAAUUUUUGUCAUAAGGAAAGUCAUUACCACUUGUAUGCUUUUUAAAAUUCAACUUAUUUUAAUGGGAUUGUUUAGUAUGUUGUAUUCCUAUUAUUCCGGGAUGUUGGCAUGUUGAACUGCACUGUUGUUAUUUGUUUGCAGUCAGUGUCCUAUUGGGGAUUUAGUAGUUAGUAUCACUUCAGAAAACACACAUGUAAAGUACUGAAGUAAAAUAAUGCAUCUCUCUAUUUGCCUGCAUUGUAACAUUUAUAUUGCUCUGCUUUGCCUUGCAUUGAAGAGUUGUCAUUUAGUUUAAUUUAAAAAUACUACUGAAUAUUUCCUUCAUAUUUACAUUUGGGGUUUGCCAAGACCACGGCGACAUUGCAUCACUAGCACUAGAAUACCAGCUUCACUCCUUAAUCCAUCCUUUAUUAACUCGAACCACAGUCAAAAACCUACAGAUGUUCUGAAUGGUUAACUGGAAUCUAUGGGAUAUGUAUAAUAGUAGGUGUGAGAAAUGGCUAGAUUAGUUUUGGCAUUAAUGCUUGUAGAUGUGAACAAGGGUCCUGUAUGAUGUGUAACAUCUUUUGCAGGCUCCAUUACAGUCCAUUUCUGAUUGACCUAUGCAUUUCAUACUUUAAAGGUCAUUCUAUGAAUCUGCUCUGCGUAGCUGGAAAAUGUUUAAUGACGGUAGCAUGAUUCAGUCGAGUUGUGACGUCGAGAAUGCCUAAAUAAUUAUGACUGACUUUUGUUAUACCAUGGUGCUCUACAUUAUACACUGGGAAUUCUGUCCUUAGAAAUGUAAAGGCUUAUUUUGUUCCACUAUUUAUAUUGUGCUUAUUUUUUUCUCACAACUUGGAUUUUGCAGUUGUUUGUAAAACAUGUACUUUAACUUGUACUUAAGACUUGAGGAAAGGCAUUUGGAUGAUUCUGAAUGACACUCGUUUCAGAUUGUAGUUACUGCCGCUUUGUGGAGGCAGUUUAGUCUAACUUCCCUGACAUGUUUGUCCAUUUUAGUCUUGAUAAGAGUUCAGACUAGGUAGACAAUGCUUUUGGUCAGCUGCAUAUGAGUUCUAAGUUUCCAUGUGUAUAUUAAACAUGUUGGAAAAAAAAAAAAAAAAUCCACUUGUGGGUUAGUUAAUAUAAUGUACAUAAACGAUAUACAGUAAUAAAUCCUUUUUCUUA
This is a messenger RNA of Ctenopharyngodon idella (grass carp), 3682 nucleotides long. RefSeq names its product activin A receptor type 1Ba (gene acvr1ba). Lineage: Eukaryota; Metazoa; Chordata; Actinopteri; Cypriniformes; Xenocyprididae. Gene Ontology annotation, molecular function: activin binding; activin receptor activity, type I; ATP binding. The record is from RefSeq and is a predicted model, not a curated record. Gene Ontology annotation, cellular component: activin receptor complex; plasma membrane. The coding region runs from base 125 to 1654 and encodes 509 amino acids. The transcript is spliced from 9 exons. Gene Ontology annotation, biological process: protein phosphorylation; cellular response to growth factor stimulus; activin receptor signaling pathway.